AUGGCCAGCCCCGCAGGACAACGCCCGGCAUCUUCUAGCUCGUCCUCGUCUUCGCCGCGAAGCCGGAUGAUGCAGCAUGCAAACGACCACCCCGCCGUAGUUCCUCACCUGGACGAGGUUGCUUUUGCGGAGUUGGAAGUGAAGGUGCGGAAGAUGGUUCUGGAAGUUUUGCAGCCGACUGUCGCGAAGAACAAGUCCUACGAGCAGGAGAUAGUCAAUCUGAAAAAGCAGCAAAUAUCGCAGAAGGAAGAAAUUCUCUCCCUCCGCGACGAGACGAAGCAAUCCACGCAGAAGUGUUACGCGAUCGACCAGUUUCGGGAAGAAUUGGUCCAGGCGGAGAAGGAGCGGAGAGAGCACCAGGAGUUUAUGCGAGGGAAUAUUCGGCUGAUCGACGACAAGGUCAGGAACAACAAAAUCCAGUGUGAGCAACAAAACUCGUUAAUUCAACAGCUCCAGAGACGGACCGAAGCCAUCGAGGAGUCGGUGAAGGACUUGCAGGGAAGAUUUGAACUGUUGAAAGCGCAAUUGACCAACGAACUGGUGCAGAAGGGGAAGGAAAUCACGGACACAAAAGCGGACAUCGAAUUGAAGUUCGCGAGAAGCGAAUACUCGAUUGCGAAAACGGUGGACCAGGUGUUUGAGCAGGAGCGGCAGUUGGGAAAAUUGUUGUUUCGCCUGGAGAAGGAGGAAAAUUAUUCCAAAAGCUUGAGUGGGAAGUUGGCAGAGCUGGGCGAAAAAGCGGUUUUCAGACUCGAAGUCGAGAAGAAGCUCAGCGUCAUGCAGAAAAGAAUUGACGAAGGUAUAGAAAUAAACUACUUGGCGCAGGAGCUUGUUGAAUAAAAAACAAAAUAAACCUUAACCUAUAGUAUCAAAUAAUGUGUUUUGCUUGUAUGCAUGUAGAAGAAAUAAAGCAGCCCAUGAUGCGAACGGGAAGAUGAAGAGAACGCAUAAAACAUCCCAACUUUUAAUUCUAUCAGCCCGCGCCGACACCGCGGAGGUGCAGCGAUUGAUCACGGAUACUUCGGAAAAUCUGAAAAAACACUUCGAGACGGCGUCCAACGUGAUUGCGGUGAACACGAACGCGAGUAUCAAGGACGCGAGGGAGGAGUUUUCCCGGAAAUUGUCAGAGAACAAGGAUGCGCAGAAAAACAUUGUGGACGCCGUGGAAAAAUUGGAGGAGAUGGACAUCGACCGCAAGGUGGCCGAGCUGCGCGCGGACAUCGACCGCGAAGUGGAAGUGGUACGCGAGGAUUUGAUCGCACGUGACCGGCGGUGGAAGAGGGACUUGGCGGAUGCGAGGGUCUGUUGGUUGUUUUGGAAAUAAUGGUUGUUUGCUGGGCAGUGACUGCAAUGUUGAGAAUAGCACAAGGAAGCUGCACUGGUCCUCUGUCUUGUUACGUCAUGUUCCGCAUGAUUUCACCAAACAAACACUGAAACAGAUCGAGCGCACCCACCUCGGCAAGGCCGUGACAAAGGCUAUGUCGGCAAGCGGUUUGCUGCAAGAAAACCAGGACCGUAUUUCCCGUGCGUUGGAGCUGGUUUUCGAUGCCGCGGACUGCUUGUCUCAGCUGUUGGUCCAAGAUGAGACGGAUAAGGAGGGGUUAAGCUUAGUCGGCUUUCGCGAUAAAAAUAAUCCGAAUGAUGGUAGCGGUGCGCUACGUGGGGGCGAGGUUUCUGGAAGUUCAUCACCGAUGAAGUCGACAUCUUCGUCAAGUUACAGUCCCAGGAAACCGAAUUACAGUGGGUUUCACAAUACGGCCGACAGUUCCACUUUUCCAAGGGCAACUGCAGCUGCAAUAAAUUCGAGCAAUUCACCAAGUCCGCGGAAGAUGCACCUCGUCACCAACGCGCAACAGAGGCCGAAAAGCAGUAGCAGUUCUUGUUCCACGCGAAAAAUGCAGCAGAAACACCACAACUUGCAAAACAAACCGUCACCCCCCGUGAUCUCCCUCGAUCCUCGCUGCCUGGCCUGCAGCGGGCAAUCGACACAAAUUCUGCAGGGCUUCAAAAUGGCGUGUCUGCACUACAAGCCGAGCCCGGUGAAGUGGCGGCAGAAUCAGUACACAAGAUUAGGUCUGUUGGAAAUAAACCGACAGAUUUUGGCUAUCACACAGAAAAAAACUGGCAGGUCAUAUUUGUAAUGCAAAAAUAAAUAGACAAGAAAACUUGUAUAGCAUACCCGAAAUAGCAUGCUACGAGGUCGCCCAUGACAGAUUUUUCUGUGUAUUUAUUUUUGCAUUACAAAUAUGCCCUGCCAGCUUUUUUCUGUGGGAUAUUGGCGCAAGCACGAACGGUGGCGGAGGCGUGCUGUUUCUUCGACAAUAGUACGCAACAAAUAUUCGGCGAUGGUCCAGGAGCGUGGGCAACGUCAAGCUCAUCGGCGUGUACCAUUCCGAGCUUGACCACAGGCGUGAUACCGGGGGGCAGUUUGGGGGGUAUUAACCGAAGCGGAAACGAGACUCGUGAACCUCUACCGCGUGGGGGAGGAGCGGGUGGCGCACAUCUGCACGACCGCCGACCGGCAGGUCCUCCGGGCAGUCUUGUUUUGACAAAUCAGCAUCCCGACGAUUUUGAAUUUGGAUCAACACAGCAACCAAGCUGCGAAGCGGGCCCUGACUCAGCGCGGACGACUUACACAGGGCGUGCAUCGUCCGCUGCUAAACCGGGAGCAGUAGUUCUUGAGGGUCGAUCAUCGGACGGGUUUGGAGGUGGGGACUUUUUCACUAGUGAAGACUUAACAAGUACGGUCGCGCCCGAUGCCACCGGAACAAUUUUUCUUAGUGGUGGAACGGUCCUCUCCGGCACCGUUUUCAACUACGACCCCUCAGACGAAUUGGACCUAACCUCACGGCCAAGUACCGCCGCAACGACUACCAAAUGUAAAAAUGUCUGGGUCUGGAAACUUGUGAUGCUGGGUGGCAUAUCAUGAGGAAGCCACAACUGCUGGCUCAGCAUGAGAAGUUUCUGAGCUUCUAGGUGUUGCCUAUUCUGCAUGACAAACUCAUAAAGAAAGAACUUCGUAAAGAAAGAACUUCGUAAAGAAAGAAAGAAGCAAGCACUUCGUAUUUUGAAAGCGUCGCGCUUCGUAAAAGCACUUCGUUUGUUGGAGUCGCUACGUGAUGAAGCAGAUAGCUCAUGUAGAAAUAAGCAGCAGAUACUUCAACGCGUGCGCAGCUUGCGGGGGGGUGACUCCUGUGGUCCCCCCCCACUCGUUGCGCCUUUUUCCAAAACUGCAGGGACUUGCUUCCUUUUUUUUCCAGCAGUGGCUGGCGGGGUAAGAUCAAGGCCGGGGCUAGUGACAUUGUUGCAAAGUCAUAGGGCGCAGAGUCUGAUAGCAGUAGCACACAGCACCAAAAUACUUAGCCCAUAGCGUUUUCCGAAGUUCCUCAGUGGCUGCACCUCGCCUCUCUGUCUUAGUCAAAAACAUAAGCACAAAAUGGACUGGCGUAGCCGCGCACAUGCAUGCACGCGGAGGGGAAGAUGGAAUAGAAGGGUGGCGGCAACGCGGGAGCCAGGACGCAGCCCGGAUUUUAUCAAAAAGGUACGGCCUAAGGCCUCGGGAACGCCGAGCACACCCGCGCACUUCUUCGUGAAUCGCCCACCGCUUUUUUUGCGUCAGCUGUGUCGGAAUAAAAAAAAAAAAGAAAAAAAGAAAAGAAAGAGGACGCAACAAAAAAAAAAAAGAAAAAAUAAAAAGAAAAGAAAAAAGAAAUCAGCGAAAACCGACCGGCGUACGAAUUGCCUAGCAAAAAAAAAAAAAUUCUGCAUGACAAACUGCGUUUCUGCAUGACAGAAAAGUGGCGCUCUUUGGUAACGUGCAUGACAGAUUUGAGAGUCAUGCCAGACACGCAUGACAAACAUGGACUCUUCCAGACCCAGACAUUUUUACAUUUGAUAACGACUGUCGCAACCCGACCGGGUACGGCGAGACGACCGAGCACCGCUGGAGGGCGGCCAAGCACUGCCGGAAGGGCCGCCAGUACUGCAACGCCGACCGUUACGUGGGCGGCUGGGGAGGGGAAUGAAGAAAAUGCAUGAUUCAGCAGUAGAGAACAUUCGUUGUGUAUUGAAGUGUUGCGUCAACAUACAUCCAGCCUUGAAGUGGAGUCUCACUGAGUUCUCUAAAAAGCGAGACUUCGUUCAUUGUGACCAGCAUGAGUCCUGUUUCCAUACAGUUUCAGUUUCAUCAAGAGCGUAAAGUAGCCAAGAAAAAAAACCAGAAAAAUGCACACAGAAUGAUCUAGCACUAUUGCACAAGAGAUGACAGUUUCAAAAGUUUCAUCAUCAAGUAAUGAACGGACACGACUCCUCGAUGCUGCAAAGUGAAAGCGAUUGACAAUCAAAGCGUAAGCGAAUCGCGUUCG
Molecule: messenger RNA, 4364 nt
Organism: Amoebophrya sp. A120
Lineage: Eukaryota; Dinophyceae; Syndiniales; Amoebophryaceae
Source: the annotation of a GenBank genome assembly